Molecule: messenger RNA, 1533 nt
Organism: Arachis ipaensis
Lineage: Eukaryota; Viridiplantae; Streptophyta; Magnoliopsida; Fabales; Fabaceae
Source: RefSeq, a predicted model, not a curated record
UAACUUUUUCAACUUGUUGAUUCUUCAACGCAGUAGUUGCGCCUACCAAUACCAUGCAUGCUUGAAAGCACUCAUAUUUAUACAGUUAUAAAGGAGCUAAUUCUUCAUCUAAGCCAAGUAAACGAGAGAAAAGAAAACAAAAAAAAAUUGGUGUCUUGUUCAAAAUUCCAGAAUUCAAGGACACAAAGUGCAGGUUAUUAUAGUUUGUUCUAAGAACACUACAAUUUACUAAGCAGUGAUGGCUGGUAGGAACCAACAGCACCCAACAAUGGUGCAAAAGUUUCCUGUUAUGCAGCAUCAGCAACAAUUUCCAUAUGGAACCUACUCAAAUGGUGGUUUAAAGUAUGCUAUGAUGGCAGCAUCAUGCAAAGCAAGUUCCUCAAGUGAUGUGCAUUCUGCAGGUUCAGCUGUGUUUGUCCAAUCUCCAUCAGAGAAAAGCUUUGCAACUUUUGCCACUAAUUUUCUCAUGGGAGGAGUGUCUGCUGCAGUUUCCAAGACUGCAGUAGCGCCGCUUGAGCGCGCAAAGCUUCUACUUCAAAACCAAGAUGAGAUGAUCAAGGCUGGCAGGCUCUCCGAACCCUACAAAGGGAUCGGAGACUGCUUUGCCAGAUCGAUCCGAGACGAAGGGAUCACUUCACUCUGGAGAGGGAACACUGUUAAUGUUAUCCGUUACUUCCCAACACAGGCCUUGAACUUUGCAUUUAAAGACUACUUUAAGGGACUAUUCAACUUCAAUAAGGACAGAGAUGGGUACUGGAAGUGGUUUGGAGGUAACUUGUUAUCCGGGAGCGCUGCCGGAGCUUCGUCGUCAGUGUUUAUUUAUUCGCUGGAUUAUGCUAGAACUCGGCUUACCAAUGAUGCCAAGGCUGGUGGACAGAGGCAGUUCAAUGGUUUGGUGGAUGUUUACAGGAAGACCAUUAAAUCUGAUGGCAUUGCUGGCCUCUACCGUGGCUUCAACAUUUCUCUUGCCGGAAUCAUUGUCUACCGGGGUUUGUACUUUGGAAUUUAUGAUUCUGUUAAGCCUGUAAUCUUGGUAGGAUCAUUGCAGGAUAGUUUCAUGGCAAGUUUUGCUCUGGGAUGGGUUGUUACAAAUGUUGCAGCAUUUGCCUCCUAUCCAAUAGACACUGUCCGUAGAAGGAUGAUGAUGACAUCAGGAGAAGCCAUCAAGUAUAAGAGCUCCAUAGAUGCAUUCUCCCAAAUUCUGAAGAAGGAAGGUUCAAAAUCACUCUUCAAAGGUGCCGGUGCUAACAUCCUUCGCGCCAUGGCUAGCGCCGGCGUCCUUGCCGGCUAUGACAAACUUCAGAUCCUUCUCCUGGGAAAGAAGUAUAGUUCUGGAGGCUCUUAGAAUUCAUUAUUGUUCUCUACAACAAAAGAUGGUGACGAAAAUUAAGUAAAACAACCAAUUACUCAAUUCUUAUUAGGAUUUGUUUGUGUCAACUUUUAAUAAGUCAUUUUGCUUGGCAUUGGUUUAAAUAACCAAUUACUUCUUAAAUGGAAUACAAUUUUCAUUACGGAUCAAUGUCUAUAUUGUUA